Molecule: messenger RNA, 974 nt
Organism: Thamnophis sirtalis
Lineage: Eukaryota; Metazoa; Chordata; Lepidosauria; Squamata; Natricidae
Source: RefSeq, a predicted model, not a curated record
UUAAAAGGCAAAAGGCCAUGAGCAAAGAUGGUUUCCAGAUGUAUCUGCUUUCCGCGGAUGGGAAUAUUUUCAAUAAAGCUCACGGCCAAGUGUAUCAGGAUAUGACCCAACCCCUCAGCCAUUAUUACAUAUCUUCUUCGCAUAAUACCUACCUCAUGGAGGACCAGCUAAAAGGACCCAGCAGUACUGAAGCCUAUAUCAGAGCUUUGAUGAAAGGUUGCCGAUGUGUGGAACUCGAUUGUUGGGAUGGCCCGAACGCAGAGCCGGUCAUCUACCACGGUUACACGUUCACAUCCAAGAUCCUCUUCAGCGAUGCCAUCAAAGCCAUCAAAAAUUACGCUUUCAAAGUGAGAGCUGCUGCCUUCUCUUCUAAGCCCGAGGACAUGCUAAAAUUUCUAAAGCAACUAAAAGGGAAAAUUCUUGUGAAAGGGAAGAAGUUAAUUGCAGAAACGGAAGAAGUUUCAGAUGAAGAUGAAGCCGCUGAAAUGGAAGACGAGACUGUGAAAAGUGAGGUAGAAAAGAAGAAAUUGAGCGACAAGCUAAAGCUAGCCAAGGAGCUGUCAGACACGGUCAUCUACUGUAAAAGCGUCCAUUUUCAAGGUUUUGCUGAGCCACAGCCUCAUGACGAGAUGUACUCUUUCAGUGAGGGCAAAAUCCUUAAACUGGCUCAGGAAUCAGGGAUUGACCUAAUGCAUCAUAAUGUCCAGCACCUGAGCAGGAUCUAUCCAGCGGGUUGGAGGACCGACUCAUCCAACUAUAACCCUGUCGAGAUGUGGAACAUGGGUUGCCAGAUAGUUGCUUUGAAUUUCCAGUCCAGGUGCUCGGAAAUGGAUAUCCACCAGGGCCGAUUCCAAGAAAACGGAGGCUGUGGCUAUAUCCUAAAGCCAGAAUUUCUUCGGGACGAGCAGUCCAAAUUCAACCCCAAAUCCAUUACGGAGGGACCGUGGUACAGCCCUAAAAAAUUCCGGGUUACG